Messenger RNA from Aspergillus wentii DTO 134E9, 1140 nucleotides. RefSeq lists its product as uncharacterized. The transcript has a single exon. Bases 188 to 718 code for a protein of 176 amino acids. Lineage: Eukaryota; Fungi; Ascomycota; Eurotiomycetes; Eurotiales; Aspergillaceae. The record is from RefSeq and is a predicted model, not a curated record.
GUUCGUUAUAUUAUCUAUAUUUUACUAUUAUACCUCUGUUCCACAUAUUCUUCCAUAUGCUAUUGUGGUGCCUAAAAGUCCUAGAACCAAUAGUUAGAACAGCUUAAUAGCGACGAUGAGUCAUAGCGGAUACAGCUAUAUAAAUCAGCAUGAACAACAUACUGUAUGUAUGGCACAUCAGAUCAACAUGCAUAAUCCCAUCCACCACGCCCUUUCUCUCCCCGAGAUCCUCUCACACAUCCUCAUGUGGAUCAACCAAGAAAAAUACAUCCACAGCCGAGCAUACUAUCUCUUCCAAUGCAUCCUGGUGAGCAAACUCUGGUUCCACACCGCAGUCCGCUAUCUCUGGACUGAACCAGACCAAUAUUACCUCUACAUCAACCUCCCAGAAAUCAUGGCUGCGAUCGAUCCUCCCCGACGACAGUUCUACGCGGAUUACAUUGAGACAGCAACGCUCUGCACGGUGGGUAUAGAUUAUGCGGAAGAGAAAGAUGGUCCGCUACGUGAUCUUUUCUUUCCAAAAUUACACACUCUACAGUUGAAGAGCGAGGGUCGUCAUGACGGUGGCAUUCAUAUCCCGAGACUCUGCAAUAGUCAUCUUCGGGCGUUGGAAAUCGAUCCCCAGUUUGAUAGUUAUCCUGACACGUAUGGACCGAGUCGGGGGGAGUGGGACUCGAUGUUUGAGCAGAUCGCGGUAUGUUGUGUCUGCUGUUGUUAAGUAUUGUGUUGACAAAGUAGGUGCUAUUUCCGGAUCUCGAAAAGGUCAAGAUUGUCGAUCGGGCUCGUGUGCAUCCUGGAGCACUGGAACGGUUUGCAGACCGUAUGCCUCGUCUUGAUGCGGUGGAACAUGUGGGAGUGGUGGAAAUGGACAGUGAUUUAGGCAGUUAUUGAAUGGAUAUCGUCACCUGGCCAUUUAAUAUCUCUAGAGUCAUAUGACCGAUGUACCAAGCAGUGUUGUUCAUUUUGCCACAAACAGGUAGUGCAACAAUGGUCGGCCGGCCUGACACAGCCCGCAUCAGUCCUGAUACCAAUUGGGGCCAUGCGGGGUAAGCAGCAGCGAAUCAAAUUACAACACAACAAGGCUGAGGGUGUACAGCCUUAUUUGACAGUUGGCUGUCCCAGAAAUAAGCAGCGUAAUGG